AUGCGUUUCUGUAUUAUUUUUUUCUUCAGACAUUUUUCCUUUUCGAUUAAAUUAAUCAGUUUUCUCAUAUUUCCACGCGAAUUCUUAGAUUUUCUCUCACGUUGCUAUAAUCUUUUCUCUUCUAUUUGCAUCACAACUUCUCCCUUUUCUUCGUCCCCAUCUAGUUUCUUCCUCUCUCUCUCUCGCUCCCUUAUUUCCUCUCUUUUUCUGUCUCUUUUUCUCAUUAACUCUCUUAUUCACUUUUCUACGUUUUCUCCUCUCUCUCUCCUCUCAAUCUCUCUCAAUCUCUCUCUCUCCUCUCAAUCUCUCUCAAUCUCUCAAUCUCUCUCAAUCUCUCUCUCUCUCUCCUCUCAAUCUCUCUCAAUCUCUCUCUCUCCUCUCAAUCUCUCUCUCCUCUCAAUCUCUCUCUCUCUCUCUUCAUUCUCUCUCUCUCCUCUCAAUCUCUCUCUCUCCUCUCAAUCUCUCUCUCUCCUCUCAAUCUCUCUCUCUCCUCUCAAUCUCUCUCUCUCCUCUCAAUCUCUCUCUCUCCUCUCAAUCUCUCUCUCUCUCUCUCCUCUCAAUCUCUCUCUCUCAAAUAUCUCAAUCUCUCUCUCUCUCUCCUUAGUCAUUUAUCUCUCUCUCUCUCUCUCCUCUCAAUCUCUCUCUCUCUCCAUCUUUACAAUAUAUGAGAAGGAAAAUGGAGGGAAAAACUCUCUAAGCAUCAAAAAUCUUACCUUUUCAAUUUCUUCUCUCUCGAGGGACACUCCUAUCAUCUCUCUCUCUUUUAUUGCUUCUUUUUUUUUUUUUUCAAUCGUCUCUCUUUCUUUCUUUCUUGUUUUCUCUCUCCUCGCUUUUUCAAUCUCUCUCUCCUCUCAAUCUCUUUUUUUUUCUUGCUUCAGUUUAAAUUUUGCUCUCUUUUCUCUCUCUCCCUUUUUCUUUUUGUUUCUCCUCUUAUUUUUUUUCUCUCAGAAUCCGUACAAUUCAUGA
Molecule: messenger RNA, 966 nt
Organism: Acanthosepion pharaonis
Lineage: Eukaryota; Metazoa; Mollusca; Cephalopoda; Sepiida; Sepiidae
Source: the annotation of a GenBank genome assembly